AGCUGCGCUGCUGAGUUGAGGCGCAACAACGCGGAGAGCGCAGCAGCGACUUCACCGCUGCAACUUUGAUGUCAGGAGCUUGUGGAGCCGUCGAUGAGCGCGUCUGAAGAGACUGGGCUGCUGAAGACACGGCGGGUCGCUCUCUAGCAGCGGACCAACAUGAAACUCCUGAUUUGUGUGGUUGCAGUCGCAUGGGCUGUGGGAUCUACGCAAGCAGCUAAAAAAUACGACGAGCCUUGCAACGGUCUGGACUGCAGCCGAGGAUGCGUGUGCAACCCCGAGAAAGGCAGCAGGGGUCGCCCAGGUGCCCUUGGUGAAGCUGGAAGUCCUGGCCCGGAGGGGCCACGUGGAGGUUACGGGCCUUCUGGGCCCAAAGGAGAGAAGGGCCAUGUUGGCUUGAAAGGACCGGCUGGCGUGAAAGGAGACAAGGGGCCAAUGGGAGUUCCUGGCUUUCAAGGAACUGACGGAGUUCCUGGUCAUCCUGGCCUGGAUGGUGCCAGAGGAUUGCCGGGUCUGGAUGGUUGCAACGGAACCAGGGGAGAGCCUGGUGACCCUGGCUAUGGAACAGGACAGCCCGGACCAUAUGGAUUCCCAGGACCGGUUGGGCCGAAAGGUCAGAAAGGAGAGCCUCGAUACAUCUCUGCUGGUGGAUCGAGUAUUCCAGGACCACCUGGCCCAGACGGUCCACCUGGAAUAAGAGGCCCUACUGGUCCACCUGGGUUUAGUGGCCCUCCGGGCCCUGAAGGAUAUCCUGGUCCACCUGGUCCUCCUGGCCCACCGGGACCGAAGGGAAGCAGCAGUGGCGGAUAUGAGGGAGAGAAAGGAGACAAGGGAGACGUCGGUCUUCCCGGUCCAAGUGGAACUCCUGGUGACGGAUCACUGACAAGUGAACAGACUCUCACCAUCAACAAAGGAGUUAAGGGUGAACCUGGAAGGAAGGGUAUCCGUGGACCUCCAGGACUUCCUGGACGACCUGGCCCUUUCGGCUACCCUGGUGAACGCGGAGAGAAGGGGCUUCCGGGAUACCUAGGGCCAAGAGGAGCUUCAGGAUUCAACGGACCACCCGGGUCUCCAGGACUGAAGGGACAACCUGGGGAUCCAGGCUUUCCUGGGCGAAACGCUUUCCCUGGAACUAAGGGUGAGCGAGGUGACCCUGGGCUUCCUGGACCACCUGCCUACACUGAUGGUGGAGGCAGUGUCGUGCAAGGACCCCCUGGUGAUCCUGGUUUCAACGGCAUCCCGGGUCCGCGUGGGGACCAGGGCCCCCCUGGAUUUCCUGGAAUACCUGGCCCUCCAGGGAUUGGUGGUGGUGGUCCAGGACGACCUGGUUUCCCAGGAACACCAGGCCCCAAGGGAGAAAAAGGAAGCCCAGGUAUCCCUGGAUACGGCAGGGAAGGACUUCCUGGCCCACCUGGACUCCCAGGACCAGUCGGUCCGCCUGGACCUCCCGGCCCAUCUCGAUUGCCCGUUGAACCCUGUGUCAUCUAUCCUGAGUGGUCCAUCGGACCCACAGUUCCUCCCAUAGGUCCACCCGCCAGUCUCCCUGGAGCACCUGGAAGUCCUGGGCUCAGAGGACCACCUGGCACCCCGGGAUACAAAGGCUUUAGAGGGGAUCCGGGUGAUUGCAACUGUAUUGGUGGAGGCACCUCAGGAACACCUGGAAUUCCAGGGUCCCCAGGACUUAAUGGAAACCCCGGCAUCCCUGGAAAAAAGGGUGAACCUGGUGAUCCUGGUCAAUUUGGCUUUGGUGGGCCUCGGGGUCCUGCUGGUCGCCCUGGAGAGAGGGGCUUUUUUGGUCGGAAGGGUGAAAAGGGGGCAUCGUUUUUUUCUCCAUUCAGUCAGGGUGUGAAGGGAGAGCCUGGAGCCCCUGGACCUAGAGGACCCACAGGUGAAACAGGAAAACCUGGCAGGGAUGGAUCACCUGGCUUUCCUGGAGCUCCUGGACCCCCUGGUGAUGCAGGCUUUGGGACACUUGGGGAGAAGGGCUUCCCUGGAUUUCCCGGGCAGAAAGGUCGUCCUGGCCUUCCCGGUGAUCCGGGACCAGGGUACGGUGGUACUCCUGGCUUUCGUGGAGAGCCUGGCGACCCUGGUAGACCCGGUGUGCCAGGUGCACCUGGUCUUAAGGGGGAGAAAGGUGAAAACAGCUGUGAAGGGAUUAAUGACGUCGGAGAGGGAACGGGCCGAGAGAACCGUUGUCGUGAUGAAGCUGGGGACCCAGGGGACCCAGGGUACCCAGGUUUACCUGGAAUACCAGGCCCUAAAGGUCAGCCAGGUUUCCCUGGAGGUCCUGGCCGUCCCGGAUUUAAUGGUGCCAAAGGAGAGCGCGGUGAUCCCGGCUACGGAGGCCAGCCAGGUCUUCAAGGAUUCCCUGGACCCAGAGGUGAUCCUGGUGUUCCUGGCAUUCCAGGGCAGGGAUUUGAUGGUGGGAGAGGAAAAGACGGUAUUCCUGGGCGCCCUGGACUAAAAGGGCUACCGGGAGAAGUCCUGGGUGCUACUCCUGGUCGGCCCGGUCAAGAUGGUUUCCCUGGGCAGCCAGGAGAUAAGGGCCUGCCUGGUUCAUCUGGAGGACCUGGUGCUCCUGGUUUGGAUGGGCGGCCAGGCAUUCCUGGAUUGAAAGGCGAGCGUGGCGUUGAUGGUCUACCUGGUAUUCCUGGUCUUCCUGGUCUGCCUGGUGGGGAAACAGGAGGCAUUGUUGGCCCACAGGGAGCUCCCGGCAGGAAAGGAGAGAGCGGAUCUCCUGGUUUCCCUGGUAGAAAGGGAGAUAGAGGAGACCCUGGUUUUCCAGGACGUGCCGCUGCGAAAGGAUCCCCUGGUUUGCCAGGCACACCAGGUUCACCGGGACCAAGGGGCUCCCCUGGACUUCCUGGACCAGGAACCAGAGAAGGAAUACCAGGGAUACCAGGAAUAAAGGGUGACAAAGGCUUCCCUGGACUGAUGGGCUUCCCUGGACGACCUGGUCUCCCUGGGUCCCCUGGGUUUCCUGGGGGGAAAGGGCAGCCUGGAGGGCCUGGAAGAGAUGGACUUCCAGGUGGCCCUGGAUACUUUGGACAGAAAGGGGAGAGGGGUUACCCUGGCCUUCCUGGACCCCCAGCACCCACAUAUGCAGUGGAGUACCUGGAGAAAGGAGACUCUGGUGAUCCAGGAAACAGUGGACUUCCGGGAUUCCCUGGACCCCGAGGUGACAAAGGUCUACCAGGACCACCUGGCCGUCAGGGUCUGCCUGGACUUCCUGGUUUUGCGGAUCAAAGUAAAGGGCUCUCAGGGCAGCCAGGGUUUCCUGGACAGCCUGGAGGCCCUGGAUACCUUGGACAGAAAGGUGAACCUGGAAUCGUAGGAUUCCCUGGUCAGACUGGACCGAGGGGACAAGAUGGUGUACCUGGUUUCCCUGGCAACCCUGGAGAACCUGGUCGCCCUGGAGGAAAAGGUAUACCAGGAGAAUCAUAUGGAUAUCCUGGAGGUCCUGGACUCAAAGGACUACCUGGAGAUUCAGGAAUUCCAGGUGGCCGUGCAAAUGAUGGUGCUCCUGGUGACAAUGGUUUCCCAGGGGGUCCUGGUUUCCCGGGAAUUAAAGGCAGCCCUGGAGAACCUGGUCGGCCUGGAAUCAUGGGCUCCCCUGGUUUUCCUGGACCAAAGGGGCAGGCUGGCUACCCUGGAAGAAGAGGCUCAGAUGGUCCACCAGGAGGUCCAGGUGGCCCAGGAGGUCCUGGUGCCAAAGGCUUUAAUGGAUCACCGGGUUUGGACGGAUUAAAUGGCCUUGCAGGACCUAAAGGCCUUCCGGGAACUCCUGGUGGUGCUGGAGGAGGCCGCCCAGGUGCUCCAGGUGCUCCGGGUUUGAAAGGAGAGAGAGGCGUCUCCUACCCAGGGGGACCAGGCAUCCCUGGACUAAAGGGAGAAAGGGGAGAUCAAGGUGGUCCAGGACUUACUGGUUUCCCUGGUCUGCCUGGUCCACCUGGUCCCGUUGUUGGCUCAGAUAUUCCGGGACCAAUUGGAGACCCAGGUCUCCCAGGACUUGAUGGAGAAUAUGGUCGACCAGGUCCAGAAGGCCCAGCAGGACCACCUGGUCCUGGCACAUCUCAAGGUGACAGAGGGGACCCGGGACUUCCUGGCUUUUCCGGAUCCCCUGGACCUAAAGGUGAACCAGGACGCCCAGCAGGCCCCGGUCUUCCUGGCAGUCCUGGCUUUAAAGGAAACAGAGGAGAGCCUGGUUUCAGUGGGGGUCCAGGUCUGAAAGGAUUUCCUGGCGAUCCUGGUUAUUAUGGAGGGAAAGGACCCAAAGGAUCCAGAGGACCCCCAGGUAUACAGGGUAGGCCUGGCAUCGCAGAGAUUGACAGAGUUCCAAUCCCAAUACCAAACGUUGGAGACCCUGGAUUUCCUGGUGGCGGUGGCGGCCCUGGUAUCAGCGGAGAACCUGGUCUCUCUGGAAUCCCUGGACGUCCUGGUCCCAAAGGUGCACUUGGCAAUGUUGGUAAACUUGGUAGGACUGGCUCUCCUGGUGGGCCCGGAACUGUUGGUGAUCCUGGACCCCCUGGUUUCCCUGGACCUACGGGAGAACAAGGUCCGCCCGGUGCAGUGGGUCGGCCAGGUAGCCCCGGUGGUGUGGGCCGCAGCGUUGGCAUUGGAUACACUCUAGUCAAGCACAGCCAGAACUCCCAGGUUCCUAUGUGUCCACAAGGCAUGGCCAAGUUAUGGGAUGGCUACAGUCUGCUGUUUGUGGAGGGACAAGAGAAGGCCCACAACCAGGAUCUCGGUCAGCCGGGGUCCUGUCUGCCCAGGUUCAACACCAUCCCCUUCCUUUACUGCUCCCCCAAUGAGGUCUGCUACUAUGCCAGCCGCAAUGACAAAUCCUACUGGCUCUCCACCACUGCUCCUAUCCCCAUGAUGCCUGUGGCCCGGGAGCAAAUACGACCAUACAUCAGCAGGUGUUCAGUGUGCGAGGCUCCGUCUCAGGCAGUGGCUGUCCACAGUCAGGACUUGACCAUCCCCACCUGCCCCCCUGGCUGGAGGAGUCUGUGGAUCGGCUACUCGUUCCUAAUGCAUUCUGCAGCUGGAAAAGAAGGUGGCGGUCAGUCGCUGGUGUCUCCUGGGUCCUGUCUGGAGGACUUCCGUGCUACACCUUUCAUCGAGUGCAACGGGGCGAGAGGAACCUGCCACUACUUUGCCAACAAAUAUAGCUUCUGGCUGACCACUGUGGAUCCCAACACAGAGUUUAUCUACUCUCCAGAGAAGGAAACUCUGAAGGGAGGCCAGGAGAGAUCCAGAGUCAGUCGCUGCCAAGUCUGCAGCAAGCUCUUGUAGUCAAGGAGGCAAGAGAGGAAGGGGGGGAAACAUCGGCUCAAUAACUCCUGCCUGAAAAGAAAUGUAGUUUGGUUGUGACACAGGAUUGGAAAAUGACUGACUGAAAAUAAGCUCCUCCCUUCUUCCGGUUUAUUAAGCAAAAGUAUUCUGAAAGCAAUUUGUGUGGAAGGGAGGAGACGGUCCCAGCGAGAAAACUCUUCUCCACGUUAUCACUGACAUUGGUGCUAUUGUUUUCGUUGUUUGUGUUUAUUCUGUGUCUCUUGGCAAGAAUCUUCCUCGGCUACCUCGGAGAGUGCCAGCAUUUGUGUGGGAGUGGUCACUGGUCAGAGGCUACGUCCACACUGCUCCGAUUUCAUUCUACUGAUGGAGGCCAACAAAGGAGUUGAACUGGACCCGUGGAACUGAUCAUUCUCUCACCCACUCCUCAGAUUGAAUCUGUUAGUCCGUGGUUGUUACUCUUCGUGAAAGCAGUCUGGAUGUCGCCUCAACCAAGUGACUCACUUUCUUCAUGCAAAUGCUGCUUCUGAGCUUCGUCUGCCAUCAAUCAUAAACAUGGUGCAGUGUCCUUAUGACAUCAUUUGUUUUGGUCUGUAUAUUUGGUGCUACAAUGAUCAGUCAGGCAACGGUCAACAUUUCAUUCAGCUGCAUCCACUGAAUAUCAACUAGCACUUUUUCAAGCAUAAGCUCCCAACAACAAGCCAGUAGACACGACUAGAAACAGGUCAGACACCUGGCUGUUUGCACUGAUGUGAACCAAAAAAAUGACUAGAAAGAUCUCAAGACCGACUCGAUGCUUGACCAAACUUGAGUUUUUUUCUCUCUGAACCUGUCCCAGGAAGUAAACAGACACAUUUUUUUUUAUUGCUGUACAUAGUGCUUACUGUAUUUCCCAGCAAAGACACUCUUAUUAUUUUGGAUUAAAAACUAUGCACCAGACCACUUAUCUGCAAGUUUUAAAGAAAUUUCAGAUUUAUAACACAGCACAUUUCCAUAGGUCUUGAAAAGCUACUGCGUAUUUGUAACCACUAAGGCCACUGUGUCUGGCUCUUUGCUGGUAGCCCUGUUUUGCAUCCCAUUCUAACUCUUCUCUAUUUUUUACAUUUGCUGUUUUGUAAUCUAGAUUGUAAUUAUUUUACCUAUUUCACAACGCUAUCCCCUGGAUUUAUUUACUGAGACGGUCGGGAAUGGGAAGAUAUUGUACAUUAAAUAUAAUGAGAGAAAAUGGGGAAAUAUAUUCGUGUUGAUGAUUUAACGGACGUGAAAACACUUGUCUGGUUGACCUCAAAAUGUUUCAAGUGCCUGGAGUGACAGAAAAGAAAAUGCAGUUUUCCUCAAAGAGGAUGGAAACGUGAUGACAAAAAAAAGUACGUCUGUUGAUGUAAAUGUUUCUGUGCUCAUUCACUUUGAAAUAAAGUUUGAAAAUAUA
Molecule: messenger RNA, 6721 nt
Organism: Synchiropus splendidus (mandarinfish)
Lineage: Eukaryota; Metazoa; Chordata; Actinopteri; Syngnathiformes; Callionymidae
Gene: col4a6
Product: collagen, type IV, alpha 6
Exons: 48
Coding region: 160-5295 (1711 amino acids)
Cellular component (GO): collagen trimer; basement membrane
Molecular function (GO): extracellular matrix structural constituent
Source: RefSeq, a predicted model, not a curated record